GCUCGAGCGAACCCGCCGCCGCGUUGCUGGCCCUCUCAGUCGCGACGCGCUCGUCACAGGGUGCAGAUCGUACGUCGUUCGUCGCUUCGACACCCUCCGUCGCGCGCAACACGCGCUUCUCACGCGGACAGUCGCCGCCGUACGUCGCACGGCGUUUACCGCGAGCCGCAAUCCGUAUCCGUACUAUCCGUUAACGCGUUAAUUUUUCGCCGUGGAAAACCCGCAACGUCGUCGUCAUCGUGAUCGUUGUUGUUCCGCGUUUCGAGGUGGUUGGUGGUGGGUGGUUAAUGGUGAAGUCUGAUUCUCUCUCUCGGACAAAACGCUCCUCAACGUGAUAGACACUUCGAUGAGACUAGAUUAAGUGACAGUAGCUAGGAACUGUUAAGAAAAGGAGGAAGAGAAAAUACAGCGAAAGGGAGAGUAAAGAUUAAGUGUGCCGCGUGGUGGAAAUAGGGACGUGUCCCCCCUCCUCCCGUGACGGGAUUACCUUGAUCCCUCGGGAGACUCCCCGCCGUGUAUGAUGCUUCGUUGGGGAAGACAAGGCGAACUCUAACUCUCUUAAAAGCGGCGGGAGUGGAUUAGAGUGUACGGUAUAUUCCGAGCCACGUUUCGGAGCUAGGCUAAAAGAUGCUCGACCACGACGUCCCGUUGGGACGAUGACGCCCGCGUCGGUUCGCGUCUGACAGAUCCGCGCACGUUGCCACGAGGCGCGCGGAUAAGGCACUCGCACUCGCCCCGCGUAAUUUCGCGCGGACAUCUGGAGGUUUUGCGUGUGGCUGUGCAUGUGUGUGUUGCAGAUGCGGCCUCGUUGCUGAUCCGAUCGAGGGUGAACGUUGCCGAGAAGCCGCGGCGAGACGCACCACGAGGAGGAGGUGACUGGAGGAAGAGACGAAAAGAGAGCGAGAGGCGACAGCGUAGAAGGGAAGAAUCGCCCGGCGAGAUAGAGGAGAGACCCAAGCGGAAGGUGCAUUACGUCCGAUCAUGACGCAACAAAGCGGCGCUGGGUCACCCCAGCAGUUCUGCCUGCGCUGGAACAAUUAUCAGACUAAUCUGACCAACGUCUUCGAUCAGCUACUACAGAGCGAGAGCUUCGUGGACGUGACCCUGGCCUGCGACGGGCACAGCGUCAAGGCCCACAAGAUGGUCCUGUCGGCCUGCAGCCCGUACUUCCAGGCGCUCUUCUUCGACAACCCCUGCCAGCAUCCGAUCGUUAUCAUGAAGGAUAUCAAAUGGCCGGAGCUCAAGGCCGCGGUUGAGUUCAUGUACAAGGGCGAGAUCAACGUCUCCCAGGAGCAGAUCGGCCCGUUGCUUAAGGUCGCGGAGAGCCUCAAGAUCCGCGGCCUCGCGGACGUUAACAGCGAGCACGAGCUGACGUCCAGGCCGACCCUGGAGGAGGUCGCGACCGCGGCGAUGCAGCGGAAGAAGCGCCGCCGGAUGUCCGGCGAACGCUCGCCGUCCGCCAACAGUCCGGAACGCGUCGGCUCCGGCAGCAUCGGCCCCGACGAUCAGGAUGUCAUCGGCAGCAACAUCAUCGUGCCCGAGAUUCACAGCAUGGUGCCGUCGACUGCCAGCUCGACCCCGAGGUCCCUCGGCUCGCCCAGCACGCCCAGCAUCUCCGUCACGCCGCAGAUCAACCUGCAGGAACUUCCGACCUCGCUGCCCUUACCGCCACCCCCGCCACCACCACCGCAGGGACAGCAGAGCUCGCACCCCCUGCCGACCCACCACGUGCCCGGCCACGUGACUUCCGGUCCGCACGCGCCCGUCAACCACCUGGGCGGCCACGGCCAACAACUCAGCGUGCAGCAGCAACAGCAGCAGCAGCAACAGCAGCAGCAACAGCAUCAUCAGCAGGGCGCCGGCAAUCAGCCCAACGCCGGUGACGACCUCGAGAUCAAGCCCGGCAUCGCGGAGAUGAUUCGGGAGGAGGAAAGGGCCAAGUUGUUGGAGUCGUCCCACGCUUGGCUCGGUGCCUCCACCUCCAGUAUAGCAGACAGCUACCAGUACCAGCUGCAGUCCAUGUGGCAGAAGUGCUGGAACACCAACCAGAGCCUGGUGCACAAUCUGCGCUUCCGGGAACGUGGACCCCUCAAGUCCUGGCGGCCGGAGACCAUGGCGGAGGCGAUCUUCAGCGUGCUGAAGGAAGGACUCUCCCUCAGCCAAGCGGCAAGGAAAUACGAUAUCCCCUACCCGACGUUCGUCCUGUACGCGAACCGAGUGCACAACAUGCUGGGUCCUAGCGCCGACGGCGGGGCCGGUGAGUAUCUGCGCCCGAAGGGACGAGGACGACCGCAGAGGAUCCUGCUGGGUGUCUGGCCCGACGAGCAUAUCCGCGGGGUGAUUCGAGCAGUGGUAUUCCGCGACGGACACUCGCCCCACAUCGUCAAGGAGGAGCCGACCACGAUGUACCCCAGCCUGGCGAACUACACGGCCUGCAACGGCCCGGAAGGCGCGGUCAGUCCGAACGCGGCAACCGUAGCUGCGGUCGCGGCGGUCGCUCAAGGUCUGCGACACCAGAUGUGCAACAUGGUGGCAGCGGCGCACUCGCAGCAGCACGACAUGAUGGCGACGAACCUGUCGACGAACCUGUCCACCAGCCUGGCGUCGAAUCUGCAGGCGGCGAUGCAGGCCAGCCAGCAUCAUAACAACAACAACACGAGCAGCAACGCGAGCGGCGGCGGCGGCGGCCUCGGCAGUAGCAACAGCGCCGGCAACAACAACGGCAACUCCCCGUUGAAUCUCGGCCUGGCGAGUCCAGGCUCGGGCGGGCCGCCCGAGAGCCCGUUGGAGAGUCCCCUGGCGAGCCCGCUGGGCCCGCUGAUGGACCCGGCGGGCCACAUACCCAGCAGCGUGGAGGUCGGCAUCGGCGUGAGCGGCAUGACAUACAAGCCGGCGCGGAGCUUCGUCAGUCCGCGCCCGGAGAAUCUCUUCCAGGAGGAUAUCGCCGAUCUGGUGAAGAGCCCCCACGGUCUCAAGGACAAGGACAAGAUCCCGGUGAAGCUCGAGCCGCUCACGGACUCGCGCUGCGAAUAGUAAGCCAUCCCGGUGGCCGCGAGACGAGGAGGAGAGACGACGACGUCAGCCGCAGUGCAGGAUCGUCGGCCGUGGAAGGACGUGGCGCGUCGAUGACCCCGAGGAGGAUCUCUCUCUCUUCGAGGCCGUCAGCGGCCGAGGGCCGGUGAUGCGGACCGGUAGGCUUCUCGCGAAGAAUCGAGCUCUGUCUCAUUCACUUGACCUCCUCGCGGGAGUUUAUAGUAUAUAUAAACGCAUACGCGACUCCGAACGUUAUACGCGAGCGCGAUGUAUUGUGCAUACGAAUAUCUUAGAGGGAUGUUAGAGAGAAAGAGAGGCUUACAAUCAAAAGAAAAGAAAAACUGACGGAGACACAUACAGAGUGCGGACGAGAUAAGCGAGUGUCGAGAGUUUCUCGCCUGGCGCAGCUUCGGGAAGAAACGAUCGAACGGUAGUGGCCCCGUCCUGUACGAGGAUCGGCCUGCUCGAUCCUACGACAGCGGGGUACAAGCAGAGACGCAGGGGAGGAGAGCGAGAGAGAGUAAAACCUUCUUUUAGCAAACAUACUAUAGCUAUUGGGUCGCCGGCGCCUCGCAAGCGCGCCGCCACCUUUUUCCAAUCUAGAUAGUCGUGUCAUCGUCGUGUCGUACAGACUAUGUACAUGUAAUAAAGGUAAAACCCACACACGCGCACACGUAUGGACAUACACACACAAAACACACACACACACACACACACUCACCCACUCACACACGCGCAUACACACACAUAGACAGACACACGAGCGCGCCGUACAUACAAGAUACACACUCGAAAUUUAUACCUAUGCAUUAUACGAUAACUGUACUUUUAAUGCCAAAUGUAUAAUAACUCGUAAGGGGUCGCCUACUGCCGAAUGAUUGAUUAUUCGAGACGGAUAUCGACGAGAAAGUAAGCCGCCUCGAACAGAGUAGCACAUUGUACUAUCGAGUCCUUACACAACGUGUCAUGGAUUAGUUUGUGAUACGCCCUAAUUUUUAGGAGUCGCGAAAGAUUUGAAAAUUAUUCUAGGAUUACAAGAGUAAGGUUUCUCUUAGUAGCGGUAUACGCAUAUACAUAUAUGUAAUGAAAGUAAUAAAUUACAGAGCUCGCGAACUCUCAUUUUCUAUUUCUGUAAAUUAUUCCAAGAACGUAAAUCUUUGGCUUUUAGACAAAAUAGAGAUCUGGUUUUGAGUUGCUUAUAUAAGCCUACUGAUAGAGAUACCUUUCUUUUUCUACGCGUAUAUCGAAUUACGGCUUAAAGAUAAGUCUCGCGCUUUUGUCUAUGAAUCUCUUCGAAACGGAAAAUCUCAAUUUUAUCCGCGACGCUUUGUGCAAGAAAUACCAUCCUUUUGACGCCAGGCAGUAAGCGACGUCACCGAUCUAAGCUCGAUAAGUAAGGGAGAUGUACAAAAUUCACUAUGAUUGUCUACCAAGCAAGCAAACGAGCAAAAAAAAAAUUAAAGAGCGAACGAGAGAGCGAAAGAGGGAAAAAGGUACGACAAAGUAUUUAGAGACGGAGAAAACAAAUUCAACGGCUUAUAAAGCGAGCACACUCUAGGCCGAGAUGAUCGCUAUAAAGUUAUUAAGUAUAAUGAUUGCCUUCCUGCCAUAUUUGGGGUAUGCCAAGUAUAAAAAUUAUAAGGUUUAGGGAUUAGGGACGAGAAACUGUGGCUCGACACGACAGACCGUGUCGAAAUUUCGGCGAGUUCGGCGACCACGAGUGUCUGCAUCGAUGCGAGAUUGCGAGCCUGAAUAUACGAGUCUGCGUGAGUGCGUGAACGCGGGUGCGAACGGACGAGUACGAACGGAGGUGCGAAUGUGGUUGGCUUUAGGUGAGAAAAAAAAAUACUCGUAUACGUGUUCUUCUUUCGAAAGAUCGUGCUAUUUUUCAAAAUUUUACACACGUCGCGCGUGAUUCCGCGAAGGGAUCUCGAGUCCUCGACAAUCGAUGAACGAGCCGUGCCGACCCGUUAAAGUGACGAGGUAUAUUAAUACCGCGCAAGAUCAGAGCGGAGUUAUGCAUUAAGUUUAAUUUAUUGAAGCUUGUAACUAAUCACCUUUGCUAAAUUCAGAACGAUCCGUAGAGUUUUAGACUUGAUUACCGCAAAAGUAAUCGCUCUUCGACGAUACUGAUAUCAAGAUCCUCCAUUUGACCACUGUCGCUAAUAAGCAGGCGAAUUUUAUGAUAAUGUCGAGCAAAUAGUGCAAAAUUGUACACGAUUAGAAUUGAUUAGACCCUGUAAUCGAUCGUCUACGAUAAAUUCGAUCCGCUUUAGAUUUGAUUAUCGCCAAGUACUUAACUUUUUGAUGAUGUUAAUCUGAAGACCCUCGCUUGAUCAUUUAUAUCUUUGAUCGGCUAUAAACGGAUCGUAAUUUUUCAAAUAGCUUAAUCUUGGGUGUAUCUUUAUCGCGAAGACGGAAUUUUCUGGAAAUUCUAACAUCGGCACGCUGGUUCGGGAGAGAGAAAGAGGAAGAGUGUGAGAGAAUGCCAGUGAGAAUGAGAGAAAGAGACUCCUUGUAAGUGUAAAAAGUAAACAAAAAAAAUUCGAAGUGGCCUUCGGUGAAAGGGAAAGAUCAUCGCUUUUCGCUUUUGCUCGUACGAGGCUUUUGGCGAAACGAGCCAUCCGUGUUAUCCGUUUGUCUGGAAACUUUACGGAAGAGAGGGUAAAAAAAUCGCAGGAAGAAAAAAAAAUUCAUUCUCGCGCCACGCUCAUGCAGCCAGAAUAUUUCCGGUGAAGAGGGGAGGGGGGGAAGGGAUGAGAGGGGUAGGAACAAGGAUUGCGCGAUCGUAACACGUAUCUGAGGGGCGACUAAUUGUAAGAGACAAAACAUCAGGCAAGUCAAAAAUAAAGGGGGGGAAAAGUAACACGUUAUUCUUGAUACAAACGACUUUUGUGCGAAAACGCGACGGUGUCGCGAGGCGACACGAACGGCGAUUUAUUAUUAGUAUACGCGUUGCGAGACUUCAAUCGACCACCGUUUUUCAUUUCGGCGAGAAAUUCGGAAAGCGCGAAUUCUAUUUACCAUUUAGGCAUUAAUGUGUUCAAACGUAAAUUCGCGCGAGAUGUGCGACGGCAAAAAAACGAGAGAGGAGAAAAAAGUGGGGUUGCGCGGACGGGGAGCCGAAAUUUAGUGGAGAAGCGCAAGCCGAAUCGCGAAAAAUCCAAGUGCAGGAGGAAGAGAGAGCGAGAGAGUGAGCAAGAGAGAGAGAGAGAGAGAGAAAAGCGAGAAAAAGGGAGAAUACACGAGGUCGCGAGAGCGUGGGGAAGAGAGAGAGAGAGAGAAAGAGAGAGAGCGAAUGCGGAAGAGUUUAAAAUUAAAUAUUGUAUAAAAAGAAAAAAAGUAGUAAGUGCCUUCCAAAAAAAAAUUUAAGUGUCCCGUAGACCGUGACCACUUGACUAAGCGACGAGAAAAGUCAUUCGAAAUUCUGCUGAAUGCAUUACUCGUGUGAUUAUGUUUGUAGAUACGUUGCGUAAGCUCGACACAUCGCUUUUUUUUUAGUUGACGCCUCGUUUUCCCCGCGGCGCUCGUCGAUCUAGAUUGAUUGUAAAAUCAAGUCUAAAUCGAGUAAUAAACUCGAUUAAAACAAACAGUAAAAAAAAUAGAUAAUUUCGACAAGGAGACCUAUUUUACAUUUCUGUAAGCGUACUUUUUGUGUUUUGAUUUUCUUGAGAGACUUUUAUUUUGUUUCUAGCUCGACACAACCCCCUUUUUUUAGUUGACGCUUCAUUGUCUCCGCGGCGCUCGUCGAUCUAGAUUGAUUUUAUACUCGAUUUAAAAUAAUAAGUGAAAAAAUUGAUAAUUUCGGCAAGGAGACCUUUUCACCAUUUCUGCAAUCUUACUUCUGUAAGCGUACUUUUUGUGUUUUUAUUUUCUUGAGAGACUGUUAUUUUAUUUCUAAUUACAAGCUGUAAACGCGCGAAGCGUCCCACUCUUCGGAUUUCAUGUAAUCCCCAAAUCCAGAUCGAUUCGAUCGAAUUCGAUGAUCGAUAUAAAUUUGUAGUGGCAGCAUUUUUCAAUGCAAAAUUUUUCGACCGUUCCUGAACUGUUCGCGAAGAGAAAAAUCCCCCUUUCGAGAUUUUUAUCUAUUUGCAAAACAAAAAACGUGCUUGCGCAAUGAGCGAGAUAUUCAGUUAACCGACGAGAACCCUCUUCUGUAUGUCGAAUACGCAAUGUAUCUACGAACUCUGUGUGUGCGUGUCAGAGUGAAUGUCCGAAGCAACAAACUACCCGACAAAAUUUGUGUUUUGGAUCAAUCCACACAGGUAAUACCCUGAAUGGCAUAUUCUCGAAAUGUUUUCCUUUUUAGUUUCCCGGCAAUGCAAAUAAAGUCGACGCAUUUUAGGUAGGAGGGAAAGAGCAUAGGGGGGGGAAAAUGAAAGCGGAACAGCUGACCGACAGAACGGAGAACGGCUAUUUCGAGAGGACCCUUUCGUUUCCACAUUUUGAUAUAUACAUAUAUGUAUCUGUGAACAGAUGGUGAAAAAAAAAGAAUAUACCUAUAUUACAUACCUAAGACGUAAGUGAACAAAAAAGUAUCUAAUACGCUAUUAUUGAUAUAGAACACAAAGUGAAUAUAUAUAUGAGAAAAAAGUAUAUUAUAUAUAUAUAAAUAUAUAUAUAAAAAAUUGAUAUAUUGACGCUGUAGGAUUAUACUGAGGCUGAGUGCGUUUAUUGCGAAAGAGAGAAAGAGCGAGAGAGCGCGAGCGAGAGAGAAAUAAAGAUAGAGGCCGCGGUUCUUUUUUUCCGAACGUCGUCGAGGACGAAACAAAAGUUCACGGGAGUUUUGCGCUAGGCGAACUAAAGGCUGAAGGCUUUAGAAUCGAGAAGAUAAAGUAUAGCUCGUAGGAUUUUUUUAUCGGGCCGACACACACAAAAGGACGGACGUGCGUGACUCUGGCGCUACCUUAGUGAGAGCCAAUUUUAUUUCAGCUCGCGGAUGCGUGUCCCGUUUAUCGAUAGACGCACUGACUGAUCUCGGCGUUUUUCCCUUCUUCCUCCGAGACGAAAUCGAGUCGGGAACAACGCGUUAAACUGUCGAAAGUUGUAGCACAUGUUUGUAAGCUGAAAAAAGAAAUUCGGAACUGCUUAGCUUUAAUAAAACGAUUGGAGAGAA
This is a messenger RNA of Vollenhovia emeryi, 8149 nucleotides long. RefSeq names its product protein bric-a-brac 2-like. Bases 982 to 3033 code for a protein of 683 amino acids. The record is from RefSeq and is a predicted model, not a curated record. Gene Ontology annotation, biological process: regulation of transcription by RNA polymerase II. Gene Ontology annotation, cellular component: nucleus. Lineage: Eukaryota; Metazoa; Arthropoda; Insecta; Hymenoptera; Formicidae. The transcript has 6 exons. Gene Ontology annotation, molecular function: DNA binding; protein binding.